This is a messenger RNA of Pollicipes pollicipes, 429 nucleotides long. Its product is annotated as midasin-like. The transcript has 4 exons. Gene Ontology annotation, biological process: ribosomal large subunit assembly; ribosomal large subunit export from nucleus. Gene Ontology annotation, molecular function: ATP binding; ATP hydrolysis activity. The record is from RefSeq and is a predicted model, not a curated record. The coding region runs from base 1 to 429 and encodes 142 amino acids. Gene Ontology annotation, cellular component: nucleus; preribosome, large subunit precursor. NCBI's taxonomy places the organism in Eukaryota, Metazoa, Arthropoda, Thecostraca, Pollicipedomorpha, Pollicipedidae.
AUGGUCUUCAACAUCGCAAACACCUCCUUGCGGGCGGCGCGCGACGAGUGCCUGCGCCACCUGACGGACCAGAUGGCGCGCUGCUCGGACGAGGCUGGCGUCGCGCUCGAGCUUGACGGCCAGCUCGUCAACAGCGACGCACAGUUCGGGUUCGCCCCGUUCGUGAUCGCCAAAGGCUCGGAUGUGCCGGCCGUCUCGCUGGAAGGCGUGUUCAGCCUGACGGCGUCUACACCGGCCGAGAACGCGCGUCGCCUGCUUCGCGCGCUGCAGUUGACCAAGCCGGUGCUGCUGGAGGGCAGCCCCGGCGUGGGCAAGACGAGCCUGGUGGCGGCGCUGGCGCGCGCCUCCGGACACCGACUCACCCGCAUCAACCUCUCCGACCAGACGGCAAUCAAGGCCGGACACUGGGUCGUCCUUGGGACGAGGUGA